Aphanomyces invadans is the source of this 168-nucleotide messenger RNA. RefSeq lists its product as hypothetical. NCBI's taxonomy places the organism in Eukaryota, Oomycota, Saprolegniomycetes, Saprolegniales, Verrucalvaceae. Bases 1 to 168 code for a protein of 55 amino acids. The transcript is spliced from 2 exons. The record is from RefSeq and is a predicted model, not a curated record.
AUGACGUUGAAUGCCAACUUUAUGACUCUUCAAGCCUGUAUGCAGGAAGUCAUCCGAGCCGGUGGGAACAACGAUUACAAAAUCCCCCAUAUGAAGAAGGCCUUACUUGCGUCGAAGGCGUCUACGUUGUACCGACAUGGUAAAGAAGAGAGAGGAGUUGGCGGCUGA